Chelonus insularis is the source of this 2077-nucleotide messenger RNA. It is a transcript of the gene Prps, whose product is annotated as phosphoribosyl pyrophosphate synthetase. The transcript has 7 exons. Gene Ontology annotation, biological process: ribonucleoside monophosphate biosynthetic process; purine nucleotide biosynthetic process; 5-phosphoribose 1-diphosphate biosynthetic process. The record is from RefSeq and is a predicted model, not a curated record. Gene Ontology annotation, cellular component: cytoplasm; ribose phosphate diphosphokinase complex. NCBI's taxonomy places the organism in Eukaryota, Metazoa, Arthropoda, Insecta, Hymenoptera, Braconidae. Gene Ontology annotation, molecular function: ATP binding; ribose phosphate diphosphokinase activity; magnesium ion binding. Bases 150 to 1304 code for a protein of 384 amino acids.
AAAUGGUGAAACGAACGACUUUAAGAUAAUCCAAUUUAUUAAUAUAUCAUAGUAAGUGUCAUUCUUUUGAGGCUAGUCUGUCAGUUACAAAAAAAAGUAUGGAAGUUUGUUCUUUUACUAAGUGAUUAUCAUUGAAUGCUAUAAUAAUUAUGGAUAACGAGAAAAAUGAAGAGUGUAAUAAAAGUGAUUCUGAAUCACGAAAUGUGAUGCCUGUGUCGCAGCCAGUGCGUGCUAAGAGUUUGUUACGCGCAAACUUGGAAAAAUUACGGUGUGGAGUUUUGCAAAGCAGAAUGCCGAACAUCAAGGUUUUUAGUGGUACUUCUCAUCCGGAUCUUGCUCAAAGAAUAGUUGACAGACUUGGUAUUGACAUUGGCAAAGUAGUCACAAAAAAAUUCAGCAAUUUAGAGACAUGCGUGGAAAUAGGAGAAUCUGUACGAGGAGAAGAUGUUUAUAUUGUUCAAAGUGGAAGUGGAGAAGUUAAUGACAAUCUAAUGGAGUUAUUAAUCAUGAUUAAUGCAUGUAAAAUAGCUUCAGCUUCUCGAGUCACAGCUGUGAUUCCUUGUUUUCCUUAUGCAAGACAAGACAAAAAGGAUAAGGGAGGUGAUGGUACGGACAAGACAGUUGUCAUGAAGUCGAACGAGUGGAAAUUCAGGAGUCGUGCACCAAUCUCUGCCAAGCUUGUAGCUAACAUGUUAUCUGUUGCUGGAGCUGAUCAUAUUAUCACAAUGGACUUACAUGCUAGUCAAAUACAGGGAUUUUUUGAUAUUCCUGUUGACAAUCUUUUUGCUGAACCAGCAGUUCUUAAAUGGAUAAAAGAAAACAUUGCUGAAUGGAGAAAUAGUAUAAUCGUUUCACCCGAUGCUGGUGGUGCAAAAAGAGUAACGUCAAUUGCCGAUCGUCUUAAUGUUGAAUUUGCUUUAAUUCACAAAGAGAGAAAAAAAGCUAAUGAAGUAGCAAGCAUGGUACUUGUCGGUGACGUAAAAGAUCGAGUUGCAAUUCUUGUAGAUGAUAUGGCAGAUACUUGUGGAACAAUUUGUCAUGCAGCAGAAAAAUUACUAGAAGCUGGUGCUACUAAAGUUUAUGCUAUUCUAACUCAUGGAAUUUUUAGUGGACCUGCAAUUAGUAGAAUUAAUAAUGCAUGCUUUGAAGCUGUUGUUGUUACUAAUACUAUACCUCAAGAUGAACAUAUGAAAGAUUGCCCCAAAAUCCAAUGUAUCGAUGUGUCUAUGAUGUUUGCUGAAGCUGUUAGAAGAACUCACAAUGGUGAAUCUGUUUCGUACCUGUUUUCCAACGUACCAUACUAAUAGUCUAAAAAUUAUUAACAUUAUCUCAUUAUAUUACUUUUUUGAUAUUUUAUUCAAUAGUGUCAUAAUAUUAAAUAAGUAAUGACAUCGCAAUUGACUAUUAAUAACUUUUUUUUAUCAACAGUCAUUACUUAUGUUUUUUAAAGUAUGAAUAUUAUAAUUAAUAUCAUGGUGAUAUCAUUGAAUAAGCAAUAGAUGACUCUUUGUGUAAGUGAAGUAUUUUUUUUCAAAAUAACUGUGUAGUAGACACUUUUAGAGUACAUAGUUGAUCAUUAUCAUGUACUUGAUUCAAGACUCCGACUAUUUUUUAAAGUGCAUAUUUAUUUUUUUUUUUUUAAACAUUGAUUCAACUUAGCAAUUUUUGUUUUUUUUUUUAUUAUCAAAUGACGAUCUGGUAUCGUAUUGUUAGUAAGAAUCUUACAAAGUAGUAUCUUUGUAAAAUAUUGAAGAUGAGGAUUUUUUUCUUUUAAAACAUUUACAAAUUAUUCCGUAAUUGAAUAUGUCAAAUUAAUUGAUACUUAAUAUCGAAAAAAUACAAUGAAUAAAAUAGAAUUGUACAAUGAAAUAUUUGAUUGUAAAAAUCUAUAAAAAGUACAAAUAGAUUGUGUCCACAUUAUUUGAGUUAAGAACAAUUACAUAAUUUUUAUAAUUAAAAAAUUGUAAGAAUUAAAAAUUUUUUCUUAUCGUUACAAAUUUUUGUAUAAUUCAAUGAGAUAUUUUAAUUUAAUCUACGCCAUGUAGUUCCUCUAAAAUACAUUGUUUUAUUAAAAUGA